This is a messenger RNA of Daktulosphaira vitifoliae (grape phylloxera), 561 nucleotides long. Its product is annotated as trimethylguanosine synthase-like. The record is from RefSeq and is a predicted model, not a curated record. Gene Ontology annotation, molecular function: RNA cap trimethylguanosine synthase activity. The coding region runs from base 1 to 561 and encodes 186 amino acids. The transcript is spliced from 2 exons. Gene Ontology annotation, biological process: 7-methylguanosine RNA capping; 7-methylguanosine cap hypermethylation. Gene Ontology annotation, cellular component: nucleus. Lineage: Eukaryota; Metazoa; Arthropoda; Insecta; Hemiptera; Phylloxeridae.
AUGGAUCCGUUUUGUGGUGCUGGUGGAAACGUCAUCCAAUUGGCCAAGAGAUACACACGAGUAAUCGCUGUUGAUAUCGAUGCUAAAAAAUUAGAAUUCGCAAAAAGAAAUGCAGAGAUUUAUGGAGUCAGGGACAAAAUUACAUUUAUACAUGGAGAUUUCUUCGAGAUUGCAGAAACGUUAAAAAAAUAUAGACCACAAGUCAUAGUGACGUCUUCCUCAUGGGGAUGUCCUUCGUUUAAGAAACACGAAGUUUACAGUCUUGAAAAAUAUAUGUAUAACGACUACGAAAGAGGUGGUAGAAAACUCUUUGACCUACUGAGAAUUAUUGCUCCCAACAUAGCACUGCACAUACCUAAAACUAUAGGUCGAAACGAGUUGAUACAAUAUGGAAAAUCAUUCGACCUCAACAUGGAAGUUCAACACAAUUAUAUCGACGAAAAACACGAUUCUAUAACUGCGGUUUUCGGCCGAUUUUUGAACAUGAACACGAAAUCUAACGACAAUAAACUUUAUACGAGCAGAAAACAUUUCAAGUAUCCAGAAUGUACCGAUUACUAA